Molecule: messenger RNA, 404 nt
Organism: Paramuricea clavata
Lineage: Eukaryota; Metazoa; Cnidaria; Anthozoa; Malacalcyonacea; Plexauridae
Source: the annotation of a GenBank genome assembly
AUGAGGCUUCUAUUACUGCUUUAUGUGCGUUUCCUGGCAAUAGCUUCCAAGACAUCAGUACAAGAAUGUUUUAACGAAGCUGCUACCAAGUACAUAACUUGCAAACCUGUCCAUGGAAGACCAGCUGCUUGUGACUGCACAUUUAGAGAUCCAUGCUAUAUUAAAAUGAUCGUAAGCCGGCGGAGAGUUUCUGGUGUUGACAAAUUCCAUUAUCUUAUCAAUCAAACAUUCCAAGGCCCAACUAUUAUUGUGAAGCAACAUGGGAUUGUAGUCCUUGAUAUUUCCAAUGAAAUGGACGAAGACACUGCUAUACAUUUCCAUGGACUCCGGCAGCGUAAUGUUCCAUGGAUGGAUGGUGCGGGAAAUGUUACCCAGUACCCUAUACAAGCUCAUGGGCGAUUCAG